Nerophis ophidion (straightnose pipefish) is the source of this 5066-nucleotide messenger RNA. RefSeq names its product solute carrier family 2 member 1a (gene slc2a1a). The transcript has 12 exons. Gene Ontology annotation, cellular component: membrane. The record is from RefSeq and is a predicted model, not a curated record. Gene Ontology annotation, biological process: monosaccharide transmembrane transport. Gene Ontology annotation, molecular function: hexose transmembrane transporter activity. Lineage: Eukaryota; Metazoa; Chordata; Actinopteri; Syngnathiformes; Syngnathidae.
CAUGGGUGCAAACAGUUUAGGCGCUCAUUCAGCUUUAGCAACUUUUUAUAAGUCCACUAUCGAUUCACCACUAAUGUUUAUGUAAUUUAAAGUCUAAAUGUGAGCAAGUCAGCAACAUGACAGCAAUAAACAAAGAGGAGCUUUUAGCUGUGAUGACGACAUGUUCAAAGGGCGCAAGUGCGGUGUGUUUUUGAAGUGUGCUGAUAUGUAUUGUUACUGAAGACCCAAAAGCAGCCAUGGCGGACACCGAGGAAUUGGGGAAGCCUGCUCGGUCUGCUGAAAGGCAAGGGCGAUUAACAGCAGUCUUAGCUCUGGCAACACUUAUAUCUGCCUUUGGGUCGUCCUUCCAGUAUGGAUAUAACGUGGCUGUCAUCAACUCUCCAGCACCAUUCAUGCAGAACUUUUACAAUGUCACCUUCUUGGAGCGUUACGGAGCACCCAUGGAGGAGAAUCUGCUGACUCUGCUGUGGUCGCUAUCUGUGUCAAUGUAUCCGCUCGGAGGCUUCUUCGGUUCUCUCCUGGUGGCUCCACUGGCCAACAAGCUGGGGAGAAAGGGCACCCUUCUCUUCAACAACGUCUUCUCCAUCGUCCCUGCUAUAAUGAUGGGAGUCAGCCAGCUUGCAAAGUCUUAUGAGAUCAUCAUAGUAGCGAGAGUCAUAGUGGGAGUCUGUGCAGGUCUUUCAUCCAAUGUGGUGCCCAUGUAUCUGGGCGAACUCUCACCCAAAAACCUGAGAGGAGCAAUUGGCAUCGUACCGCAGCUCUUCAUCACCAUUGGCAUCCUCAGUGCCCAAGUGUUGGGCAUCAGAAACAUACUCGGCAACAGCACAGGCUGGACGCUCAUGCUGGGUCUCACUGGUAUUCCUGCCCUGAUUGAGAUCCUGCUGCUGCCCUUCUUUCCAGAGAGCCCCAGGUACACACUCAUCCAAAGGGGCGACAAAACAACGGCAAAGAAAGCGCUACAGCGCCUGCGCGGUUGGGCCGACGUGGCGGAGGAGCUGUCAGAGAUGCGUUUAGAGGACCAGUCGGAGAAGGCGGAGGGUCGCUUGUCCUUGCUUUCCUUGCUGUCCAAGCGUUCUCUUCGCUAGCAGCUGGUCUCCAUCGUCGUAAUGAACAUGGGUCAGCAGCUGUCAGGGGUCAACGCGAUCUACUACUACGCAGACAGCAUAUACGCCAAUGCGGGGGUGGCCCAAAAUUACAUCCAAUACGUCACAGUUGGAACCGGUGCUGUUAACGUCAUCAUGACCAUCGCAGCUGUGUUCAUCGUGGAGGCCUUAGGGAGACGUAUCCUCCUCCUCUGUGGAUUUGGGAUCUGCUGUGGCUCCUGUCUGAUGCUCACCAUUGCCCUCCACUUCCAGGAGAGUGUGACAUGGAUGUCUUAUGUCAGCAUCGCGUCCGUCGUCAUCUACAUCAUGGGACAUGCCAUUGGACCCAGUUCAAUCCCGUACGUGGUGACCACCGAGAUGUUCCGCCAGUCAGCCAGACCCGCUGCCUUCAUGGUGGCAGGUUCUAUCCACUGGCUCUCCAACUUCACUGUUGGCCUGCUCUUCCCCUUCAUGGAGAGAGGCCUGGGGUCUUACAGCUUCAUCGUUUUUUCCUGCGUUUGUCUGCAAGCGCUGAUUUACAUCUGGCUGGUGCUGCCCGAAACCAAGAACAAGACCUUCCUGGAGGUCUCCCAGAUGUUUGCAAAGAGGAACAAGGUGGGGCUCAAGCUGGGAGAGGAUGGCAACGUGAAAGACAACAAAGAGAGCCUGCAGGAUGCAUGGAAGGUCACAUCCUUUUGAGAGGGAAAAUAGAGGAAGUCUUCACUUUGGGGGGGGGGGUUGGAUGUGAUUCUAAUUUUAUUUUCAAUGAACAUUUGCACAAUGUUUUUUUGCAGCAUUAUCAAAAAUAAUCCACGUUUUUGUCAAUGCAUUACUUACUUUAUUCGUAUAUUGCUAAAGCCUACAUUAAAUACUGACUGAUCAUGUCCCCUAAUAUAUUGCCAUGCAUAUUUUAAGGCAUUUCGUGUAUAUUUCAGCAUCUGUACUGACUGUCUAGCUGCACCCCCCCGUACAGGCUAAGUUUGGUGGUCCCCCAGCUAAACACAUUUCCCUGCGCCGUGACGUUCCUCUCACAUGACAUCUGGUUCCGAAUGUUUGCCGUGCUGAGGGUAUAGUCCCACACGUUCACAUCCGUCAUCUUCCCCACAAAGGCAUCCGUGUUGGAAAUACCCAGCAAGCUGUCCUGGUCGUUUCCCAAGACAAACACCCCGCCGGGGGUAAUGGUGUAGCCGUUUUUUAAGUAGCGUCGCUCCCCCACCAUGCCGUUGAUCCACAGCUCCGCGCCCCCUGUGCGGGACGACCACGUGAUGCAGUAGUUGGCCCAGCUUUGGGACUGGAAGUUGAACGGCAAGUUGACGAACUCGUUGCCGAUCCAGAGGCCCACCUCCUUGCUGUCUCGGUCCUCGCUGAUGGAGAUCACCAGCUCGUUGUGGAUGCUGUUGCUGGAGUAGGAGAUGACCGUGUGCGCGCCCUCCCGUUCAGGCAACACGUGCAUGCAGACGGUGAAGGAGUCCAGCUUCAUGGGACGGCCCAGGUGGGCUUUUGCAUAACUGCCAGUAUUCUCCCGCUGGAAGUUGAGCACGAGAGGGAACAAAGCUUGAGGUUCUGAGGGAGACAAAGAGUCUUAAAUGACGGUUGAGCAUCAGUUAGGUAAUGCAUCCUCUUGCCCUGUGAAUGACUGCUGACCCACUCUCUGCAACCCUGAACAAUAAUAACAAUAAGUGAUUAAAAAAAACAUCUGCCUAAAUAGAACACAUUCUCCCCUCAUUUUACAAAUAGAACUAUAUUGCCACAAGUAUUGGCCACCUGCCUUGACUCACAUAUGAACUUGAAGUGGCAUCCCAUUCCUAACCUAAGGGUUCACUAUGAUGUCGGUCCACCUUUUGCAGCUAUUACAGCUUCAGCUCUUUUGGGAUGGCUGUCCACAAGGUUGCGGAAUGUGUUUAUAGGAAUUUUUGACCAUUCUUCCAAAAGCGCACUGGUCAGGUCACACACUGAUGUAGGUCGAGAAGGCCUGGCUCUCAGUUUCCGUUCUAAUAUCAUCCCAAAGGUGUUCUAUCGGGUUCAGGUCAGGACUCUGUGCAGGCCAGUCAAGUUCAUCCACACAGAUUCUGUCAUAUAUGUCUUUAUAGACCUUACUUUGUGCACUGGUGCACAGUCAUGUUGGAAGAGGAAGAGGCCUGCUCCAAAUUGUUCCCACAAGGUUAGGAGCAUGGAAUCAUCCAAAAUGUUCUGGUUUCCUGGAGCAUUCAAAGUUCAUAUCUCUGGAACUAAGGGGCCAAGCCCAACUCCUUAAAAAAAAAAACAAAAAAAAACAACAACAACCCCACACCAUAAUUCCUCCUCCACCAAAUUUCACACUUGGCACAAAGCAGUCCGAAAUGUACCGUUUUCCUGGAAACCUCUAAACCCAUACUCGUCCAUCAGAUUGCCAGAUGGAAACGCGUGAUUCAUCACUCCUGAGAACGCGUCUCCACUGCUCUAGGGUCCUUUACACCACUGCAUCUGACGCUUUGCAUUGGACUUGGUGAUGUAUGGCUUAGAUGCAGCUGCUUGGCCAUGGAAACCCAUUCCAAGAAGCUCUCUGCGUACUGUACGUGGGCUAAUUGGACGUUCACUUGAAGUUUGGAGCUCUGUAGCAACUGACUGUGCGGAGAGUCUUAGCACUAUGCAUCCGCUGACCCCUCAUUGUCAGUUUACGUGGCCUACCACUUGGUGGCUGAGUUGCUGUUGUUCUCAAACUCUUCCAUAUUCUUAUAAUAAAAAACACAGUUGACUUUGGAAUAUUUAGGAGCGAGGAAAUUUCACGACUGGAUUUGUUGCAGAGGUGGCAUUUUACGACAGUUCCACAAUGGAAAUCACUGAGCUCCUAAGAGCGGGCGAUUCUUUCACAAAAAUUUGUGGAAACAGUGUCCAUGCAUAAGUGCUUGAUUUUAUACACCUGUGGCCGGGAGAAGUGAUUAGGACACCUGAUUCUCAUCAUUUGGAUGGGUGGCUUUUCCGCUACUCGGCCUUUGUUUAUGCUGUUUUGACAUAAUACUCAGACUUGGUUGUUGUGUUUUUGAAUAAAUAUUUAUUUGUAAAUAUCCUGAUUUUUUUUUUUUACAAAAUGUCAUAGACCUGCAUUGCCAGAAUGUACCAACCUGACAAAGAGGUUUGUCACUAUAGUGUCAUAAAGGUGCAUUGACAGAAGUUACCACCCUCUGAAAGAGGGGGGUCAUUAUACUGUCAUAGAUGCAUUGACAGAAGAUUCCACUCUGUCCAAGAGAUGUGUUGAUGAUGUUACCACCCUGUGGUAGAAGUUCAUUGACAGAGGUUGCCACUCUGUCACACGUGAGCAUUAACAGAAGUUACCACCCUGUCAAAGGGGUGUGUCACUAUACUGUCAUAGGUGCGCAUUGACGGAGGAUACCACUAUGUCGAAGAGAUGUACUGACAUGGAUAACCGCUCAGUCAUAGAAGUGCACUGUCAGAAGUCACUACUCUGUCGCAUGUGAACAUUGACAGAGGUUUCCAUUCUGUCAAAAAGAUGUGUUGACAGAAGUUACCACCUUUUCAUAGAGGUUCAUUGACAAAAGUUGCUACUCUCCUGUAGACGAGCAUUCACAGACAUUACCUCCCAGUCAAAGAAGCGUGUUACUAUAUUGCAUUGACAAAAGACACCCCUCUGUCAAAGAGAUGUGUUGACAGAAGUUACUACACUGUCAUAGUGGUGCUUUAACAGAAGUCAACACCUUGUCAAAAAAGUGGGUCACUAUGCUGUCAUUGAGUUGUUUUGAAAGAAGAUACCACUUUGUCACAGAGAUGUGUUGACAGAGUUACCACUUUGUCGCAGAGGUAAAUUGACAGAAGUCACCAUCCUGUCAAAAAGGUGUUUCACUAUACUGUCAUCGAGGUGCACUGAAAGAAGAUGCCACGCGGUCAAAGAGAUAUGUUGACAGAAGUUACCACCAUGAAAUAGAGGCGGAUUGACAGAAGUUACCACACUGUCGAAGUAGUGUAUCACUGCAUCGCAUUGACAGAAGA